Molecule: messenger RNA, 2386 nt
Organism: Rosa rugosa (rugosa rose)
Lineage: Eukaryota; Viridiplantae; Streptophyta; Magnoliopsida; Rosales; Rosaceae
Product: putative receptor protein kinase ZmPK1
Exons: 1
Coding region: 14-2386 (790 amino acids)
Biological process (GO): protein phosphorylation; recognition of pollen
Molecular function (GO): protein serine/threonine kinase activity; ATP binding
Source: RefSeq, a predicted model, not a curated record
AAAAAAAUCCACCAUGGAAGUUCCCAAGUUUAUUCUUCUUUUGCUAUUUGCAGCAACCUUUGCUUGGAGUCGAGCACAGUUAGAAGGGCUGCCAAGCUUAAAGCAAGGGAACUCCUUGAAAGUUGAGGAAGAGAGCAACUUCUUGGUUUCACCAAAUGGAACCUUUUCGAGCGGAUUUUACAAAGUUGGCGCCAAUGCCUCCUGUUAUUCAAUAUGGUUCACAAAUAGUGCCGACAAAACAGUUGUCUGGAUGGCUAAUCGAGAUAAGCCUGUCAGCGAAAGACGCUCGAAGCUAACCCUCCAUGGAAAUGGCAACCUGGUUUUGACUGAUGCACUAGGUUCAGUUGUGUGGUCAACCAACACAAUCUCUAAGGAAGUCAUGGAACUUCAGCUUCUUGAAACAGGAAACUUGGUGCUGAGGAACCAAGACGACAGGAUCAUCUGGCAGAGUUUUGAUUCUCCAACGGAUACACUUCUACCAUCACAGCCACUCACCAAGAACACAACCUUGGUGUCCAUGAGAAGCCAAGGUACAUACUUAUCUGGAUUCUAUAACUUCAAGUUCGAUGAUAACAGUAUCUUGUUUCUCAUCUAUAAUGGCCCUCUACUUUCUAGUGUUUAUUGGCCCCAGAUUGUUUCAACUGUUUUUGAAAGUGGUAGAAAUCCUUACAACAGCUCUAGAGUGGCAAUUUUAGAUGAGGCUGGACAAUUUAUAUCUAGUGACAAUAUGCAGUUCUAUGCAUCUGACUAUGGGGUUGGUCCAAAGCGGCGUUUAACAAUGGAUUAUGAUGGCAUCUUAAGAUUGUACAGUCUUGAUGAAUCAGCCGGGAAUUGGAAACUGUCAUGGUUGCCUGAUGGUGUCGAUGCAUGCCUGGUUCAGGGCUUGUGUGGUGAAUAUGGUAUUUGCACAUACAAGCCACUACCUACUUGUACUUGCCCUUCAGGGUUUUCCCUAAACGAUCCCUCAGACUGGUCCAAAGGCUGCUCACCUCCCUUCAAUUUGACCCAAGAUACAAGCAAGCUAGACUUCCUGGAGCUCCCUUACACAGAUUACUAUGGAUAUGACUUGGAAACCUAUCAACUUGGAAUUUCUUUUGAAGCAUGCAGGAAUUCAUGCCUAGUGGAUUCGAGAUGCUUAGGAUUCGGAUAUGCGCUGGAUGGAUUAGGACAAUGUUUCCCUAAGAGUCUUCUGCUUAAUGGAUACCGUAUGUCAAAUGUUAAGAGCAUCUUGCAUGUUAAGAUUCCAAAAGAUUUUCUGACCCCUGGUGCAGUCCAAAGCAAACUAGAAGCACAUGAUCUGAGUUGUUCCACAGCUCAGUUUUUUGUAAGUAGUGAUCUUGAAACAGAAAAGGGGAAUGGAAAUCAGUAUAUGAAAUACCUUAUUGGAUUUGUGAGUUCCUUUGCAAUAAUUGAAGCAAUCUGCAUUGGUUUGGCAUGGUGGUAUGUGUUCCGAAAACAAGCUCAUGAGGAACUGGUGAACAUGGGUUACAUGACAUUAGCCAUAAAUGAUGUAGGAUUUAAACAUUUCACCUAUGCAGAACUAAAGAAAGCAACCAAUGACUUCAAACAGGAGAUAGGAAAAGGAGGGUUCGGAACAGUCUAUAAAGGGGUUCUGGAUGGUGAAAGAUUUGUAGCUGUGAAGAGAUUAGAAGGCAUUCUGCAAGGAGAUGCCGAAUUUUGGGCAGAGGUGAGUGUCAUAGGGAAUAUCAAUCAUAUGAACUUGGUUAAACUAUAUGGUUUCUGUGCUGAUAAUAAUCAUAAGCUAUUGGUGUAUGAGUACCUGGAGAAUGGAUCCUUGGAUAAACUCUUGUUCUCAGAUGUUGAACUUGGAUUGGAAAAGCGGUACAAGAUUGCAUUAGGCACCGCAAAGGGUUUGUCAUAUCUACAUGAGGAGUGCCUUGAAUGGGUACUCCACUGUGAUGUAAAGCCUCAAAAUAUACUGUUAGACGACCAUCUUGAACCUAAGGUGGCAGAUUUUGGCAUGUCCAAGUUGUUCAAAGACAUUAAUGAUGAAGGCAUUGGAUUUUCUAGAGUUCGAGGCACCAGAGGUUAUAUGGCUCCAGAGUGGAUGGUGAAUCUGAAAAUUGAUGCAAAGGCAGAUGUCUACAGCUAUGGGAUUGUUCUGUUGGAGCUACUGACUGGAAAGAGUGCUUCUAUUCUGCUUUCAGCUUUUGCACAAGAGUACAUUGAACACAACCAACUGGUACAAUGUGUGACUGAAAAGAUCAGAGUCGAAGGGAUUAAGGAAGUGAUAGAUCCUCGACUUCAUCAUGAUUUCAACAAAAAGAAGCUCGAAAGAUUGAUGAAGGUUGCUCUUUUGUGUGUACAAGAAGAUCGAAGUGCAAGACCUGCCAUGAGUAAGGUGGUGGAGCUUCUACUUGAGUAA